AUGCUGUCACCUCACGAAGACGACGAUGACAGUCACCUGUGCAUCAAAUGUAAUGCCACUAUCAUCGGCCUCGAUAAUUAUGUCAUACAUAGAAAACAAGCCUGCGGUAAAAGAAAAAAUGAAACAAAAUCAGAACUCCCAUCCAUUGAUCCAUUAGAACCGACAUAUAGCCUUGGUGCAGAUGUGUUUUUUCAGUCAUUAGAAUUGCAAAGUAGCGUUAAAAAAUCUUCACUAUCACGAUUAACACCACCUACACCAAUAUCUAAGACAAGUUUAGCGAACAUUGAAAAGAAAGGUGCUUUGACUGUUUCUUCGACUUCACACCUACCUCGUAUGAGUCCUAUAGAAAAUAAUUUAAGGGGAGGAGAUUGGAUCGGUGGACACAGCCUUAGGAUAGGUAGUAAUGAAGAUAAUCAGACAAAACUAAUUAACGCUGUUGCUAGUAUCAGUGGUUCGGUAAAAAAGGAUCUUCCAAGUACAUCAUACAACAUAGAAACUUUUAAUGACUUCAAAGGUGACGAUGAUUCAGAGGAAUCUGAGGAUUCAGAUGAUGAUGACGAUGAAGAUGAAGUACCUCUUGGGGGUAAAUGGAAACCGCCACCAAAUUACACGGGGGGUAAAUGGCGACCUGCGUCACCAGAACGGGAGGAGUGGGAAGAGCAGGAACAACUUGACCGUGACUAUGAUUAUGACGCCCCACCUCCAGGCCACACUAAAGGCAAGUGGGUUCCAGGAGCUAAUGAAAAAACACAAAUAAUGGAAACUACAAUUCAAGCAAAAGGAUCCGUACAAUAUUGGUGUGGACCAUGUAACCGUCGCUUAGGGUCGAGGGCUAUUUACGACAAACAUCUUAUGUCUAACUUACAUAUGCGGAAAGUGCUUCCAGAACAUGAAUUAGAGUUUUCAGGACAUCUGGAGCCUAUAAGGAAUGUAUCCGAUAAAAGAACAACUCGUCCCACUUUGUUCGUCAGCGAGUCAAUUUCGCAAACUUCUCGAAAAAGACAAAAAUUAGAACCUAAAAUAAACAUUAAGAUUAAGAAAAAGAAGCGUAAAAGGAAGAGUUAUUUUAUUCAAUGCUCCGGUUGUAAAUCAAGAGUACGAACUCAUUUAAUGGGAAAGCAUCUAAUAUCACACUACCACUUUAGAAAAGCUGCUGACAUAAAAAGUGAUAUUUACCAACAAUUUAUUAUUGAUAACAUGGAUGCGAUAGUACACCAAGCCCCUUUCCAAUGUAGCCCAUGUAAGUUUUAUACUAAUUGGCUUUCUAAUUUUAUGCAACAUUGGUUUUCUGAAGAACAUGAAAGUAAAGUGUCUUCAAUGGAUGGUAGAUAUUGGUGCUCUUUUUGCAAAUUUGAAUGUGACACUUCUCAAGAAAUGAUGAACCACAUGUCUAGUUCGGAGCAUAGUGAGGUCGUAGCUGUAAUAAAUAGAUCCAUGCCAAUAAUAAUAAGAAAGAAAACAGUGCUACGGUGCGAAACAUGUCAAAAAGAAUUUCGUUAUAACAUGGAAAUCAAACAACAUUGCUUAAAAACAGGUCACGAAUGUGCGUACAGUGCAACUGAUAAUUAUCAAGAGCUGCAUUUAUGCCAGCACUGCAAAGUAAAGUUUAAGUCAUCAGUAACUUUGGCUGCGCACUUGAAAUCCAAACACAAACAAAAAGCGUACUUUUGUCUCGUGUGUUCUAAGACUUUUGCAUCUUCAGAAGAAGCUAAGCGACAUCGACAAACCUCAGAACAUAGAGUUAGAAGGAAGGAGAUAUUGAGUGAACGUGGAGAAACCACUAAAGAUCUAAGUAAGAAAUGUCCCUACUGUACAGAAAAAGUCAUGUUGAAGAAUAUUCUUGAACUCAAAAGUCAUAUAGAACGAGCACACCCUGACAUAAGAAAGAAAUGCCCAAAAUGUGGAAAAGCUUUCAUUUUUCCACAAGAAGUCUCAAGACAUAUAAGAGACAACGCCUGCCAGUUCCAAAAGAACGACACAAUUAACUCAUCGAUCCUCUGGAACUGCAGCCAAUGCCUGUUCACCACCGACUCACAGGCCGAGUGCUUCUUCCACGAGGUUCUUCACACAGAACCAAUUAUAGAAGCUAAAGAUGGAAAGAAUAAACCUAUACAGAAAUACUCAUGUCCUAUUUGCUCGAAGAUCUUUAAAAAAGCUUCCUUACGCCUUCAUUUGAGGCAACAUACAUUUGAAAGGCCUUUCAUUUGUUCUACAUGUGGUGCCAAUUUUACUCGCCAGUCAAGUUUGGCGAACCAUUGUAAGAUCGAGCAUGGGAGCUUGGAUCGACCGAAGCUGACUGCAAUUGAUGCUGCUCUAAUGAAAAUAGCAGAGGAGACGCUAAAGUGUACGAAAUGCAAGAAGACGUUUAAUGAUAGUCUUGCUCUCACUCACCACUCUACGACUUGCAGCUCCGAGGAGCGACGAUGCCCGUAUGAAAAUUGCUCCUACAUAGCAUCCAGUAUCGCACAACUUAAUAAGCAUCGUCGCACACACGGUGAGAGAGUGAAAAACUAUGAAUGUCCGUCUUGUGAGUUUAAAACAGAGCAAGCUAGCCAUAUGAAAAGACACUUGCUUUGCCACAAAGGAGUCAAGCCAUACAUCUGUCCGCACUGCACCUUCACUUGUGGGAGUUUAGAAAAUCUUAGAAAACACGUGCUCCGUAGCGGGCGACAUCCAGGGCUGCAUCUGUACGCGUGCUCAAGCUGCUCUUUCCAAACGAACUUGGCCACGCUGCUGCGCUCGCACUACACCAGCGCGCAUCCCGACAAAUACGACGCGAAGACUGCACUCGAAGCUGUGAAACGACAUUUAAUGAAAGAUGAACAA
This is a messenger RNA of Brenthis ino (lesser marbled fritillary), 2826 nucleotides long. NCBI's taxonomy places the organism in Eukaryota, Metazoa, Arthropoda, Insecta, Lepidoptera, Nymphalidae. The record is from the annotation of a GenBank genome assembly.